Molecule: messenger RNA, 2073 nt
Organism: Scedosporium apiospermum
Lineage: Eukaryota; Fungi; Ascomycota; Sordariomycetes; Microascales; Microascaceae
Exons: 5
Coding region: 1-2073 (690 amino acids)
Biological process (GO): DNA-templated transcription
Cellular component (GO): nucleus
Molecular function (GO): zinc ion binding; DNA binding
Source: RefSeq, a predicted model, not a curated record
AUGCCUCCGAUUCAGUUUCCUGACCUUGCUAGCCUCGUCAAAGAAAAUAUCCUUGCUAACAAGGACCUAAUUCUGAACCACCUGGAUGCCUACUUUGAGUACCUUUAUUGGAUGCCCUGCCUCGGUUACAUUCACAAGUCGACUAUUUACGCCGAGCUGGAGGAGGAUAGACUGCAACCUUCCCGUGCUGCUGCCAUAUGUUCCGUUGCAGCUUUCUUCGUUUCUCCCGGACCAAAAGCUGUGGCCUUCGCUCAGAGAUGCUCGAUGCAUGUCGAGUUCCAUAUAUUUUGCAAUAUUGGAAGCCUUAAAGAAGUCAAUCUCUACCUCUAUUCGUUUGACAUUCUUCAUAAUCAUAUGAACGGAAAGUAUGCGAAAUGUUGGCAACUCAUAGCCAACGCGUGCCGUCUUAUGCAUGGUCUCCAGCUCAACUGGGAAGUUCCUGGUUCCAAACGUCCGUUCCAGGAACAAGAGUGCGCAAGGAGGUUAGCUUGGCAUCUAUUCAACUUUGACCGUAUUUUUGCUGAGGGCUUCGAGGCCUACGUUUGCUGCCGGGAGGAUAAUAUGAAAAUCCGGUUACCCUGUCCCGAAGAUGCCUUUAAUGCUAACAAGGAGGUUUUCGUCGAGCACCUAAACGACAAGCCAAUGAAAGCCUGCAUUCUUCCCGGAUUGCACGGCUACCAAGUGAGGAUGGUGAAUAUUCGUCAUCAUGUUCUAACGAUGUCGAAAAAGUUCGCCUCUGGGCCAGUAUACCUCCAGCGAGAGAGAUGGGAACCGUCAAAAGUCAUGGAAGAUGUUAGGAGGUUGCAGUUGGAGCUUUCUAGCUUCAGUAGCUCCUUACCGGACUACAUGAAACUGUCAGACCAGAACAUAUCCCGCUGGCUGCAAUCAAAAGAAAAGCAAGUCUUUGUCCUCAUUCACGGCCUCCUUUGCACAGCACAUAUCGACCUCUACCGUUUCUCACUGCCCGGUAUCCGGGAACGAGGUACCCCAGAUCUAUUGAAGAAAUUGCCGCAUGACUUCAUAGUGAAGUCGCAGAAGCAAGCCAUAGCUCAUGCCAUUACUCUCGCUCGGUUUUGGGAGACGAUAUACAACCAAUCGAAGGCAAUUCAGCGCGGGAAACUCCUCUUAAUUGGCGAUUAUAAUAUUGCUCCCCUUGUUCAGCAAUGCGCCAAGGUUCUCAUGACCGCAAAGCAGCACGAAUUAUAUCGAGAUUUGACGUCUCAUAGCACAGCUCCCUUAUGGCGGAACGAGCCUGCGGAUGGCCCUUCGGUCCGUAGACUGGUCGAUUCCUGUCUCCGUAUACUGCAGCCUUGGUCCAAGGUGAUACCGUGUGUCAAGUCUCGAUAUGAUGAACUCAUCAAGAGUGUCGAGGACUUCGACCGGACAAGCAAGUACGAAGAAGAAACGAGCCUGAAAUUGGCGAGCAGCGAUCCAAACUCUGUUAGGAGACUUCCGGGGCCUCAUUACAUCCUUGAAACCGCGUAUAUGGCCGAGGCCCAAAGAGACCAGAUGAAUGCUCCUCCAGUUUCUCCAGCAGUGUUUGCUCGGUUUUAUACUGCCGCUCUGCAAGAAGCUAAUUCCACGCAUGACCCGUAUACUGGCCUUGACGCCCCGGAUACUGACUGGCGGUCGGAGUUUUGCCCACCAGGGAUGCCAAUCGUACUGGCCGAAGCUAGGGGCCUGCCCAUUGAGCAGCUCGAUAUCAAUGAUCCACCGAACCGCCUCGAAAACACAGCGACCCUCAUGGCAGACACACCUAGCUCAGACACCGGAGCCGGAUCUCGGGCCGAGGCCCUGGCUACCACAUAUCCCCAUACGCAAAAUAUCCCUAUUCAAAGCACACAUGGUGCCGAUUUCCAGAUCAAUUUGGGGGCGAUGGCGCCGCCUAAUCCUUUUCUCGGCUCCCAAAACAUGGUACACCAACACCAACCAAUACCAUACUCGACGGCGCCACCCGCACCACCAGGACAUAGGUUUGGUCCCCACCUCUAUAACCCUUUAGGGGGUCCGAUGGACCCGCAAACACUCCAGCAACCUCGGCCAUCGCCCCAUCAGUAUCCUCACAAUCAAUGA